This is a messenger RNA of Amblyraja radiata (thorny skate), 918 nucleotides long. RefSeq names its product HIV-1 Tat interactive protein 2 (gene htatip2). The record is from RefSeq and is a predicted model, not a curated record. Bases 101 to 862 code for a protein of 253 amino acids. The transcript has 6 exons. Lineage: Eukaryota; Metazoa; Chordata; Chondrichthyes; Rajiformes; Rajidae. Gene Ontology annotation, biological process: import into nucleus. Gene Ontology annotation, cellular component: cytoplasm.
GGGGGAGCGGGGGACGGGGAGGAAGGGGCGGGGGGCGGCGGCGUUACCGCUGCUGCUACUCGGCCUCCUGGGCAUCGGCGCCGCCUACCUGUGGUACUGGAUGGACGGGCCCGACCCCGGGACAGCGGCCGGGCACAGAAUGCCUCCGGAUAUUUUCAAGCUCCGUGAAAUGUACAGAACACUCAAUAAAUCUUGCUUCAUUCUUGGAGCUUCAGGGGAGACGGGAAAAGUGUUGUUGAAGGAAGUUUUGAAAAGUCGGCUCUUCUCCAAAGUGACCCUGAUCGGCCGAAGGAAGCUAACCUUUGAGAACGCAAUGUAUGAAGAUGUGAUCCAAGAACUUGUAGACUUUGAAAAACUGGAUGACCAUGCAUCUGCUUUCCAAGGUCAUGAUGUUGGAUUCUGCUGCUUGGGAACAACCAGGGGCAAAGCUGGCGUGGAGGGAUUUAUCCGUGUCGACCACGAUUACGUACUAAAGUCAGCACAACUCUCCAAAGCUGGAGGAUGCACUCAUUUUCUCCUGCAAUCUUCAAAAGGAGCAGAUGCCACGAGUUCGAUGCUAUAUCCAAAAAUAAAGGGACAAGUGGAAGCUGAAAUUGAAGAGCUGAACUUUUACCGAUACAGCAUCUUUCGACCAGGGAUCUUGAUGUGUGACAGAGAGGAGUCGAGACCGAUGGAAUGGAUGGCAAGAAAGGUCCUUGCUCCUGUCGCGUAUAUGUUCCCCACCGCGAUUACCAUCCCAGUGACGGUGGUCGCCAAGGCCAUGUUGAACAAUGUUGUCCUCCCGUCGGAAAAGAAAGCGGAAUUGUUUCACAACAAGGAUGUACAUGAAUUGGGUCAUCUGGGUGAAACUAAAGAGAAGUAACAAUGUUUGGGUUUAUAUUGGAAGAUGCUUUAGCCGUACAUAUGAUUCACCCCUUU